This is a messenger RNA of Amblyraja radiata (thorny skate), 3281 nucleotides long. RefSeq names its product F-box protein 28 (gene fbxo28). NCBI's taxonomy places the organism in Eukaryota, Metazoa, Chordata, Chondrichthyes, Rajiformes, Rajidae. Gene Ontology annotation, biological process: protein polyubiquitination. Gene Ontology annotation, molecular function: protein binding. The transcript has 5 exons. The record is from RefSeq and is a predicted model, not a curated record. Bases 45 to 1118 code for a protein of 357 amino acids.
CGCGGCCGGGGCUGGGCGUCAGUUCCGGCGGGUGGCGCUGGGAGAUGGCGGCCGAGCGAGAUGGCGGCGGUGGAGCUGGAGCGGGGCCCAGUGGUGGCGGCGGCGGCGAGACGGGCUCCGGCGGCACCGAGCAGCUGCACCAGGACAACCCGCUGCUCACUCUCCCCAUCGUCGCCAUCGACUCCAUCCUCGGGCUGAUGGCCUACGACGAGAUCAGCGGCCUGCGGAUGGUGUGCAAGCGGAUGGAUGCAAUCUGCCAACGCCUGCUGAACCAGGGGUUCCUGAAGGUUGAGAGGUAUCACAGCCUGUGUCAGAAGCAGGUCAAAGCCCAGCUGCCCCGGCGCGAGUCGGAGCGCAGGAACCACUCUCUGGCACGCCACGCGGACAUCUUGGCGGCCGUGGAGACCAGGCUCUCCCUCCUGAACAUGACCUUCAUGAAGUACGUCGACACCAAUCUCUGCUGCUUCAUCCCGGGCAAGGUGAUCGAUGAGAUUUACCGGGUUCUGAGAUACGUAAAUUCUACGCGUUCCCCUCAGCGAGCCCACGAGGUAUUGCAGGAGCUACGGGACAUCUCAUCCAUGGCCAUGGAAUACUUUGAUGAAAAGAUCGUCCCCAUACUGAAGAAGAAACUGAGCAAUUCGGACAUGUCAGGUCGCCUCCUGGGAGUGCCGCCAGUUCCUGGACCAUCCACGGCCCUGACGGCAGUGCAGCUCUUCUCCAAGCAGAACCCGGCCCGGCAGGAGCUGUGCAAGCUGCAGCAGCAGCUGAAGGCGCAAGGACUGAAUGUGACCACCACCCGGCGAGAGGUGUCCGAGAUCCGCGUCAAGUACCAGGAGCAGCUGAAGCAGCUGCAGGACCAGGAUCAGAAGAUCCUGGAGCAGAACCAGAUCAUCGGUGAGCAGAACGCCCGUCUAGCAGAGCUGGACCGCAAGCUGGGGGAGCACGCCCUCAAGCACCAGCAGAGCGAGCAGAAGAUCAAGGACCUGCAGGAGCUGCUGGAGCAGGUCAUCGAGACUGGCACAGGAGGCGGGCAGCUGCCCAGUGGGCCCAGUGGACCCAGCAAGCGCAAGAAGACUCCUCCCGAGGGCAGUGCCAAGCGCCUUCGGAGCCGGAAGUGAGCCGGCCUUUUGCGGGUGGUCUUCUGUCCUCGCGUCUGUGUGUCAGUCCGUGUUAUGCAGGCGCGAUGGCUCCAGGUGAGGUGCCUCGUGGCACCACGUGGGUCAGGAAGGUGGGCACGGCACGCUUCAGUCACCAGCAGCCCAGGGAACUGGGAGUGGGGGGUGGUUGGGUGUCACUGACUGGGCAGCUAAACACAGUCCUGGGUCACAGGCUCCACCACUGUCCUUCCCGCUGCCCUGGAUAACGGAGAACUGAACUCUACCUUUCUCUGCUCCCAAUAACUGAUUUCAGCCCAUCCCCUGGUCCCAGUAACAAGGUCCAAUACACCCGUCCCCUGAUCCUGGGCAACAAGACUCGGCUAACCGUCCCAGGUGUCGGGUAGUGAAGGGUCAUACCUUAUUUUAGCCCAGCCCUGGAUAAUUCCUGCCAAUCCCCCUGCAACAGGUAACUAACUAUGUCCUUGCCUUGCCCGUCUUGGUUAAUGGAGCGUUAACUGUCCUCAUGAGCCAGCUGAUGAAGAGUUCGAUGCCAGCGUGGGGCUGUCAACACUGCUUCACCUGGUGGAAGAGCAGCAGCUGCACGGGAUGGAGUCGGCGCUGUGGCUGCUGAUGUCUGGGGGAGGGUGAAGCGGUGCCCUCAGUGUCUGGGUUCUGUGCUCCCACGUCUGUGUCGUGUAGGGCCCUCAGAGUGCCGUGUGCCCUCUGGCAGGGUCGGCCGGGCUUCCCUGGAACCUCAUUGCCACCAUUCCCAGUGGGCUGGCGUGGUGGUUGUGAUGCAUGGGCUUGGUCUGCACUCCUGGCACGGCCUCGGGAAUAUUAAAGCUGUUGUAUCCGGACUUGGGCGCCUGCACUGAGUGUUGGAGGAAGAUCGGAACAAGGCCAAAGCCACCUUGUGGACAAACGGGAAGUGGAAGCACACGGCCAGGUAGAUGAUGUGAGCCCUGGGCUGACUCUGCCCCUGACGGCUACUUGUCAGAUCUGGUGAGAGAACAAACCUGGGGGGCAGCCGUCGUUCCUCUGCCCGACAUCAGGCGAGGCCCAGUUACCAUCCCAGCCCCCAACCCCCCCCCACCCUGCUGCUGGAAUCUCCCACCUCAGCACAGCCUGGCCCUGUCACUGAACCACUGUGCCCGUCUGCUCAGCACACAACCCCACUCCAGUGGCAGGGAUUUGAUUCUGUUCUGCGUGGAAUCCCUUUGAUUCCAGCUGUUGUUGCUGCCUGGGUUGGUAAGUGAAGUGAAGUACACCCUGCCCAUCUAAUGUGCUGAUACAGCCCAUUUCCCCAUAGCCCACUUUGAGAGGGGUCAGAAUUAACCUGCGCUAUAAUUUGAACCAAGUACACAUGUUGUGUGCCUUUGCUUUGACCUUUGUCCACAGUCCCACCACCAUUCAGGGAUUUGAGGUGUGCCCGGUUGCACCUCAAAGCCCUAGACAUCAUAGUCAUGUCCCAAACUUGUACAUUGUUCCCCUGUCAAGCUACCACUGAACUGCGACAAUGUUAUCCAGGGAAUGUGAGUCUUGAUGUUGAGGUUUGGAGAAGUUCCACUUGAUGUCUGGAAGGUCCUGAGGCCAAGUCCAAGGUCCUGAGGCCAAGUCCACGCUCACUUAUGCUGACGUUCUCAUGCUGUGCUGUAGCACAGUUACCAAUACCCAACCUCCAAGCACCCAAGGAUCAGACUUGGGGAUCAGCUUUUGGUGGGGCUUGGGGCAUUCUAGAUAUCAUAGACUUUGGUGGUCUGAGAUGAUGGUAGGGGUGUUAGGGUCCUUUCCUGGAUUGAGUUGACUCCUCAGUACAUAUGAUUCCUAGGGAGGCUAUGCCACUGAGUGUUGGCUUCUUCUGUCCUGAUAUCUGGGCACCAAAUAACCAUUGCUGGUGCCUGAGAAAAUGUCCCAAAGAAUGGAAUUAGCUGGAAAGAGGGAGGGUGUUUCAUAAAAGGAUCCUGAUGUUGGCACCUUGGUGUCUUUACAACUUUGUAAGAAGGGAAGUUCUUCACGUUAAACUUCAAAAAGGAAAAUACCUUGUGUGGGAUCUGCUGAUUCAAGUGAAAUGCAGGGAAGGGCUAUUUAAGGUGAGACUUCACUUGCUGACUGUUAUAUCGUGCAGCAAUGUUUAAUUGUUCAUUGGCUUUUGUGAACUGAAAAUAAGUUAUUUUUUAAACAAAA